AUUCAUCUUCUGGUCACAAAUUAUCAGUGUCGUCUACUACCAAGCUGUUAUACAAACCAUCGUAUCGAAGACUAUAUGUCUGACCCUCGCCCUGCAACAUCGACAUAGACAAUCGUUACUCAAACUCUUUUUUCAUUUGUUUCUCUCUCCUCUAAGCCAUGAGCCGUUCACCAUCACAAUAUGGGCCCAUCUCUCCUCGCCCGUCCGAGCCGUAUACUUCUUUGCUUCUUCCCUAUCAAAACGCCCCACGCUACGCACCACUCUCUCCACACGGGCUUCCGCGAAGUCCGUCAUCUUCCAGCGCCAGCAGCACGCCACACCGCUUCUUAUCUCCUCCUGUCUCACCGACAACCGUUGCCACGCCACCUAUCUCGCUAGUAUCAACAGCGACUAGCAACUCCCACGGGUGUCAGAUGUGUCAAGCCUGUAUGCGCUGUUCGGCGCCUGUUACACAUGAGACAAUGGUCAACCACAAUAAGGAAUCCCCAAUCACCCUGUUGGGACAAAAGAUAAAGCAAUGUCCAAAGACAUUAAGGAUGGCAUUUGUGGAACGUCGAGAUUCAUGGCGAAAGAGGAGCCAUGAAUUGAAAAGGCAGAGAGAAACAGAAGAAGUUAUCGAAAUCAAGCCUGUACAUUGGACAGAGCAGGAUUGAUUAGCAGGCGGGGUUUCAAAGUUUUUGGGCGAUAUGUUUUGUGAGCGUGGGGACUGAGUUUGUGGAAAUUGUCUGGAGGCUUACUGAGCGUUCUGUUUGCUGUAUGGCGUUGGAGGAUACAUGUCUUUCGUUUCCGCUAUAGAACCUGAGUGCGGUGGAUGUUCUACAGUUGGCUCCUGCCAUCUAUUUGUUCUGUUCUAUCCUAAUCUAGUCUAAUGCUCUAACGUCUAUGUGUCUUAAAGCACCACUUCUACUCUGACCCUCCUCA
Aplosporella prunicola CBS 121167 is the source of this 921-nucleotide messenger RNA. RefSeq lists its product as uncharacterized. The record is from RefSeq and is a predicted model, not a curated record. The transcript has a single exon. NCBI's taxonomy places the organism in Eukaryota, Fungi, Ascomycota, Dothideomycetes, Botryosphaeriales, Aplosporellaceae. Bases 159 to 653 code for a protein of 164 amino acids.